AUGGCCGAGAUUUUGGAUAUAUCUCGUGACAUGGAGGAGGGUAAAGCCCGUGGUGACUACGAGCAUAAUCGUCGUGCAAACAACCGUCGCAUCAAUGAGACAAUGGAACAGAAUAAGUGGAAUGACAUACCUCGUUCCAAGCAGGAUCACACCCCCAAACCGGCACGUCAAAGCUUCAAUGAUGAACUACGUGAGCUGUCUGGAGUCCCUCGUAAAGGCCCUAUUCAGAACUGGGAAAGACCUGUUCAAAGUAAGAAGGGACCUUGGCAUGAGCAUAAACUCGACAAGAAGCAGCGUGAUGAGUACCUCGCUGAGGGAAAAUGUUUCCGCUUCGCUUCAGGAUCACGGUCAGGUCCCCCUGGUCAUCAUAAACCACCAACAAUGUCUUUGGCGAAUAUCCAGUUCAAGCUGAAGGAGGCGGAUCAGCUGUCCAGGGUUGCAGAUAGCUCUACAAGCUUCGAACUUAACAAUAUCAGUUUGGAGCUGGAUGAUGAGGAUGUGGACAGCAUACCUAGUCAUUCGUGGACUCCUACGGAUGCUGAGUUGUGGCUUGACCAGCACAUGGGCGACAUGCUAGAUGAGUGGUGGACUUGGCGUAUGAAUGCCGAGACCAACUGGCCAGAUGCACUUGCAUUAGGUGGUCACGGAGGCAUGGAGGGCAGGAAUCCACGGUUCAGCAUGUAUUGUACAAAAGGCGUAAAUUUUGUCUUGUUCGACUCCCUACGAGAUGAGCAGGAUGAAGUACUGGUACCUGGGAAUGUGGUUCAGUACGGUGAUAUGGUUUCUUGGUGCAGGUCAUACCUCAUUCAGACGUACUGUAUCCCAUCUGUUGAACUACCUCCUCCCUUGGGGAAGGAUCUAAUGGCCAUGUUCAUUGAGGAAUACCUGGACAAUGGGUUUAACAACGAGUUCGAUGGUCUAGCAAAAAGAUUUACCGUUUCAUACAAAUCCCCGAACGUUUUCCGCGUAAAGGAUCGUGUUCUUUGGCACGAGUUUCGUCUGCCUCGUGUGAUGGCCUUACACCCGAAGUUCCGGCUGUACAACUGGUGGUUGGCACGAGUUCAACGCUGGGAGAAGACACAACUACGUACCUGCUGUUGGUCUGGUUGGAAAGUUGGUCUCGCUGGCCUGGAGGGCGAGAACGUAGGAGAUUCCAUAACACGUAAAACCCGCAGGAGACUAGCCGGCUUAUACCUUGGACAUGUAGGCUAUAAGCGAGAUAAGCUUACCGCUAUCCAACCAUCCAGUGAGCAAGGCCAAAUUGUCUCGAUAUUGCACCAGGACGAUGUAUCGACAUCCCCUGCGAGCGAAGAUCUUCAUCCGCAGACCAAGGCAACAAUGCUUGAAGACUUUUGGGCGUUUUCAGAUAUACCCCUGGCCUUUGAGUAUAUGGAUCGAUGUCUGGCGAGCAAGGGACUCAUUGUCGGCAUCAAAAAUUUGGACCCAGAAACGUUGCGAAGGCCAAUCUACGUGAUGUACGUCGAGGUGGGUCAAACACAGUCAGAGACUCUGGAUCUGCUCACACUAGUGAAUACUGCACCUUCUUUGAUACGGCGAUCCAGUGAAGCCCAUCUCGUUCGCAUCGGAGGAGUAGCCGAGUCAGGAGGCGUAACACAUACGCUGGUCGAGAUCGGGGUCAUUGAGGGAAUACAGUUAACCAUUGGAGAGGAUGUCGAGUCUGAAUGCGUUUGUCCAUACGUCAUGUAAUCGUGGGAGUACGUGGAACUGUUUACAUGCCUGUAAUCUCAGUAACCAGCACUGUACAGAGGGGAGAGUCUCACCUGGUGGAAGAGACGAAUGCCAUGACAGGAAAAGACAGCCUCAUCAAGAAAGUCGUACUCUUGGACGCUCGAGUCCAGCAGGUUUAUGGGCCAAUACAGCGGAUGCCCGUAGACGUUGACGCUAUCGAUGAAUGGCCCUGCACAAUUGCUGUGAGACAAAGCAACGAGAAAUUUAUGACGUAGAAGAAUCCCAGAAG
This is a messenger RNA of Desarmillaria tabescens, 1978 nucleotides long. RefSeq lists its product as uncharacterized. The record is from RefSeq and is a predicted model, not a curated record. The transcript is spliced from 9 exons. Bases 1 to 1707 code for a protein of 568 amino acids. Lineage: Eukaryota; Fungi; Basidiomycota; Agaricomycetes; Agaricales; Physalacriaceae.